Messenger RNA from Physeter macrocephalus (sperm whale), 1517 nucleotides. It is a transcript of the gene SLC67A1, whose product is annotated as solute carrier family 22 member 18. The record is from RefSeq and is a predicted model, not a curated record. The coding region runs from base 63 to 1442 and encodes 459 amino acids. The transcript is spliced from 10 exons. Gene Ontology annotation, cellular component: nuclear envelope. Gene Ontology annotation, molecular function: transmembrane transporter activity. NCBI's taxonomy places the organism in Eukaryota, Metazoa, Chordata, Mammalia, Artiodactyla, Physeteridae. Gene Ontology annotation, biological process: transmembrane transport.
GCCCCGCCCGGCAUCCCCGUCCUCUCCCACGGGCCCUCUCAGGGCCACCUGCCUCCCGCCCCAUGACUCAGCACCUCUGCCCAGCACAGCAGGACUUUUGCCCCCUGCCUGCUCCUCCAGACUCCUGUUCGGAUCCCUACGGGGUCUCCCAGCAACGCCUGCCCAGGAUGCGGGAAGUCAGGGCCUCCAGGGGCCAGGGCCAGUCCCCCAGCGGGAUUGGCACUCUGGGCCUGUCCUGGGCCAUGCUGCUCACGUACGUGCUGGCAGCCCUGGAGCUCACCUGCCUCUUCAUGCAGUUCUCCAUCAUGCCAUACCUGUCCCGGAGGCUGGGCAUGGACUCUGUUGCCUUCGGCUACCAGCAGACCAUCUUUGGCGUGCUUCAGCUGUUGGGCGGGCCCGUGUUUGGCAGGUUCGCAGACCAGCGCGGGGCGCGGGCAGCGUUCACGCUCUCCUUCCUGGCGUCCUCAGCGCUCUACCUGCUUCUGGCGGCCGCCUGCAACCCGGCCCUGCCCGGCGUGGCCUUACUCUUUGCCUCGCGCCUGCCCGGCGCCCUCAUGCACACGCUGCCAGCCGCCCAGAUGGUCAUCACGGACCUGUCUGCGCCUGAGGAGCGGCCCGCGGCCCUGGGCCGGUUGGGUCUGUGCUUCGGCGUUGGCAUCAUCUUCGGCUCCCUGCUCGGCGGGACCCUGAGCAGCACGUGCGGGAUUCAGUGUCCGGUCAUCGUGGCUCUUGUGGUCAGCCUCCUGGGAGCCGUCCUCAGCUUCACCUGCAUCCCCACCAGCACCAAAGGGGCCAGCGCCCGUGCCCAGGCUGCCCUGCCAGGGAAACCCAGGGCCGGCGUGUUUGACCUGAAGGCCAUCACCUGCCUGCUGCUGCAGCCCGGCGUCCUGCCGGUGUUUCUGGUCAAGGUCAUCUGCGGCUUCCCCUCAGGGCUCUUCAUGGUCAUGUUCUCCCUCAUCUCCAUGGACUUCUUUGAGCUGGAGGCCGCCCAGGCCGGCUACCUCAUGUCCUUCUUCGGGGUCCUCCAGAUGGUCAUCCAGGGCCUGGUCAUCGGGUGGCUGAGCAGCCGCUUCUCUGAGGGAGCCCUGCUCCGGGCCAGCGUGCUGGUCUUCAGCGUGGUGGGACUGGCCAUGGCGCUGAUGGCCAACGUCUUCCACUUCUGCCUCCUCAUGCCCGGCCUGGUCUUCAGCCUGUGUGCCCUCAACGUGGUCACCGACAGCAUGCUGACCAAGGCCGUCUCGGCCUCAGACACGGGAACCAUGCUGGGCCUCUGCGCCUCUGUGCAGCCGCUGACCCGAACUCUGGGGCCCACCCUGGGAGGCCUCCUGUACCACAGCUUCGGAGUCCCCGUUUUCGGCCACGUGCAGUUCGCCGUCAACUUCCUUGUCCUCUUGGUCCUCUGGAGGCAGCCUAUGCCCCCAAAGAUGGACAAAGCCUGGUGACCGUGGCCCCCAGGCACGGACUGGCAAUAAACUCCCUUAGGACCUCUUCCAGCCUGAUUUCUAUCAGUUGGGCAG